Molecule: messenger RNA, 4781 nt
Organism: Thunnus maccoyii (southern bluefin tuna)
Lineage: Eukaryota; Metazoa; Chordata; Actinopteri; Scombriformes; Scombridae
Gene: slc45a1
Product: solute carrier family 45 member 1
Exons: 10
Coding region: 632-3061 (809 amino acids)
Biological process (GO): transmembrane transport
Cellular component (GO): membrane
Molecular function (GO): sucrose:proton symporter activity
Source: RefSeq, a predicted model, not a curated record
CAUUGUACAGUUUGACAGUUUUAUUACUUUUUUAGUGUUUGUAAGUUUGAGAGUCUUAAUAUAUUCUUUAAAUUCACAUAAAAAUCCAGUGAAAUUGUUAUUUUGCAUUUAUGUAUGUGAAAUUUACCAUAUAGAGUCAAUAAGUUUACAAUGAAUUCAGUGUUAUAUUUAUCAUGUUCAAAAUGUGUAGCCUAAUGACAUUUUUACACUCAAUUUUAAUAUUAUAAUUCGUUUUGCUCAACAUAUAAUCUUCCAUUCGAGUCCAAAAAAUAACUGAAUGUAUAAAAGAUUCUGGUUCAUCAUUGUUAAAAUUACAUUUGGUUUCAACAUCUAAAAACAAAACAAAGCGGUGCUGAUGCUGCAGGGAGGGGCGUGACGUCACGGGAGAGACCGGGAGGAGGAGGAGGCGAAGGGGGAGAAGAGAAGAGGGGGAAGGAGAAGGGACGGAGGAGAGAGCGGGGGGAUGACUGCGUUAAAGGAAACGAAACAAACAAACAAAAAAAACAACAAUCAUGACUCCUGUAAUCCAUCCUACGGUUUUUAUAAAUCAUAAUGGCUGCUCUGUUUACCUACACAGUGCGCCGCAAUAAAUGACGAGCCACCCCGAUAAGAGUAAACUGGCUUGAGAGAGAUGUCAUCUCCGGGGAUGGACACUCCCAGUGACCCCCUCUUGGCCAGUCCUGGAGGGAGGUUAUCUACAGCUCAGGAAGGUAUCUGGAGGAGCUCGCUCCCCAAAACUGCCAGCUUCCCGACGUCCACCACUCGGCACCUCAGUCACCGUGCCAACAACUUCCAAAGACAGCCAAAACGUAGGAAGCUGAUAAGACCUUCUCCACCUCCGCCGCCCAACACCCCCUGCCCCCUGGACCAGCUGGACCUCAGUGAGCUUCCCCCGAGACGCACCUUCCAAGAGCUGCUCUUCAAUGGCUGCAUCCUGUUUGGUAUCGAAUUUAGCUAUGCCAUGGAAACGGCUUAUGUGACUCCUGUGCUUCUACAGAUGGGCCUACCUGAUCAAUUCUACAGCUUGGUGUGGUUUAUAAGCCCCAUACUGGGAUUCCUCGUUCAGCCUCUCAUAGGAGCGUGGAGUGAUCGCUGCACAUCCCGGUUUGGGCGAAGGAGACCAUUUAUUCUUGCCUUGGCUAUAGGGGCGUUGGUCGGUCUAUCCCUGGUGCUGAAUGGGCGGGACAUUGGAAGUGCACUGGCUGACACGGCAUCAAAUCACAAGUGGGGAAUCAUCCUGACAAUUUGUGGUGUAGUUCUGAUGGACUUCAGUGCUGAUUCAGCAGACAACCCGAGCCAUGCGUACAUGAUGGAUGUGUGCAGCCCAGAGGACCAGGAUCGGGGCCUGAACAUCCAUGCGCUGCUGGCAGGACUGGGAGGUGGAUUUGGCUACAUCGUAGGUGGCAUCAACUGGGACCAAACACAAUUCGGGAAGUCGAUGGGAGGUCAACUACGGGUCAUAUACCUGUUUACGAGUAUCACAUUGGUGAUUGCCACCGCCAUGACUCUGAUGAGUAUCCCUGAACGUCCCCUACCAAAGAGCCAACCGAACAAAAACUCCAGCAAAAAACAUCUGAAAAGCCCCAGCCUCCCUCUUCCUCUCUCACCCCCUGUUGCCCCCGGAUCGGCUCUGGGACUGGACGAGGAGGACGAGGACGGUCUUUACGCCUAUAAUUUCCCAAAGCCUCACCCAUGUAAUCCUGACCCUCUGGCCCAUUCUUGCAGCGCCAAUGCACGCCUCUGUGCUGGCCUCACUAGCCCCAUAUCGCCCCUGAGCCCCCUCACCCCAAAAUAUGGCAGCUUUAUAAGUAGGGACAGCUCUCUAACGGGCAUCAAUGAAUUUGCCUCCUCCUUGGGAACCUCCUACAUUGACAGUGUGCUCAUAAAUUGCUACACAGGUCAGCAGACACCACAGGCCCUGGCGCCCAACUCCACCACCGCACCCCUACCUCCAGGGGACUCCCCGCCUCCUGACGAGCCGGCACAGGGGGCAGGGAGCCAUGCUGCAGGACAGACCCAGGCUGAUGUGGUGUCUCAUCCAGCUGGGGAAGUUCAGGAGGCAGAAGAGGCCCAGCCUGCGGGAGAUGCACAAUCUCACGGAGCAUCUCAGGUCACGGCUGGGGCUCAGACUGGUGCAGUGUCACAUCGUGGCUCUAGUGCUGGUAUCCUGAAGCGACCCCAGAGUCUUGCACUAAUGGAGGAGCCCAUGGCGACCCAGAUUGUCGGGCUGGAGAAUGGACGCAGAAGAACAGUGACCUUCAGCCAGCAGGUUGCAAACAUUUUGCUGAAUGGGGUGCGCUAUGAGAGCGACCUGAGCGAGAACGCUGAGACAGGAGAUUCCCAAAUGUCAAUGAAGCUGCUGUGUAUAGCCAUCUAUAGGAUGCCUCCAUCUCUGCGGAGUUUAUGCACUAAUCAUUUUUUGGGCUGGCUGUCCUUUGAAGGCAUGCUGCUCUUCUACACUGAUUUCAUGGGGGAGGUUGUGUUUGAAGGAGACCCUAAAGCACCCCACGACUCUGAGGCUUACCAACGCUACAAUGCUGGUGUUAGCAUGGGCUGCUGGGGCAUGUGCAUCUAUGCAUUCAGUGCUGCUUUCUACUCAGCCAUAUUGGAGAAACUGGAGGAGCGUUUCUCUCUUCGCACUCUUUAUUUUUUUGCCUACCUGGCGUUCGGUUUGGGCACAGGCCUGGCCACUCUGUCCACCAACCUCUACGUGGUACUUUCUCUCUGUGUCACCUAUGGGGUGCUCUUUUCUUCUCUAUGCACACUGCCUUACUCUCUGCUGUGUGAAUACUACCAGAGCCCUCAGUUUUGUGGCUCAUCAGAGGAAGGGACCAGACGAGGCAUGGGGGUGGACAUCUCUCUGCUCAGCUGCCAGUACUUCCUGGCUCAGAUCCUGGUUUCUGUGGCGAUGGGACCUCUGACCUCACUGGUGGGUGGGGCCCAGGGAGUGAUGUACUUUGCAAGCCUGAUGUCAUUCGUGGGCUGUCUGUACUCCUCUCUCUGCGUGGUGUACCAGCUGCCCCCCCCUGAGGGAAGAGGAGAAGUUGAAACUGGCGUGUGAAUCAGCAUUCAGUCGGAAACCGAAAAAAACAGAAGAAGAGCAAACAGAGAGAAGACUCAUGUGAACUUUGGGUAACCCUGAAGGUGGACAACAUUGAACUGAAUUGAACUGUGGGGUUUCGCUGAGCCAGCAGCAAGAGCUUAUUGUCAUCAGUAGGGUGCAUGCUUAAGAUAGUAGGCUUCUGCUCCACCAUGCUCAGUGUAGUGUGAUGCCCUUUUAAUUGAGUUAGUUCGCCAAGUUCCCGAGGGAAGAAUCAAACAUCAUUCCUUCAUCCAUCCUAAAAAGCCAUCUUCAUUAGCAAAAAUGGUACAUAUAAUUGAUUUUUUUUUACCUCUGUCGUGCCAUGGCAAACAGUAACAGUUGUCUGAUCAGCCUCAACACAAGCGCGACGCUUGACUUCAGGGCUUCAACAGCAGGUUGAACUUUAGUAUAAAACCUGUUUUAAGCCUUUCAUUGUGACUGUUUCAUUGACUGACUCACACAGUGAACACCCCAACAUUACGGUGCCAGUCAUAAUCGCUGCCUCAGCAGAAUGUCAAUAUUUGCCUACUAUUAAGCCUCCUGAACUGGAUGCACGCCAUGCUCAUGUUUCUGAGGAAACAGUUACUGUGUGGAUCAUGCUGUUGCAGCUUGCUUGAAAAAAAAAAACAAAACACAUUGAGGUUUUGUGUUAUAAUGGUACCACCUAUUGCUCAAUAUUAGCAGUGUUACUGUAAACGCUACUUCUCUUCAGGAUUCAGUUAAAACUAAAAUUAUAAUUUUGCCAUUUUGGAGUCCCGUGUCAAUUCUUGUUAUAAUUUUACCACUUUACAGCCACCACCCUGGUUGACUUGCACAAUAAUGACCUGCAAUUUCUAACUACACCUCAUGGGGGAGCCAGGACACAUAAGAAAGCAAACACAUUAAUUCUGUGCACCGUUUUCCAUUAUUCCUGUUCCUUCCUGCAUCUUAGCCAGCCAUUUUCCAUGUUCAGAAAAAUUGGGUCAAGUGACAUCUACUUACAGUCAUGGAUUUCAGAAACACUUAUGAGCUUGAGACAAGUAAAAUGCACACAAAACAGAUCUUAAGUAAAAAGACAAUUUAUUUGUUAAUCAGAAUAUACAAAGCAGUGGCUGAAGUAACCAAAUGUCAUUCUGGUUCUGAAAAAGGCAGUCUUGGACACAAAACUGGGCUACCCAGCCAUAACAUAAAACUCAUUGAAAACGUAAGAAAAACAAAGUAUAAAUGGUACAAACUUGCGUGGAAUGCAUACAGAACAAAUGACCAAAGCUUUAAGAUUUAAGAGGGGUUAAUUAACAUUGCAAAAUCCUGCCUCCAUCAAACAGCGUCAAGCGAUCUUGUGGAGGCGCAAGACAGAGCCCCUUUAUUCAUUUGCACCAUCUGUUAUGUUAACAGGGCAGCCAAGCCAAGGAUUAACUAGCAGCUCAACACAAAAGAUUAUGCCUCAACUAAUAAUGCUAACAACUGUCCAUUAGCCCCUGCUUAAAACUUAUCUUUGGUCCUUUAAGUGAAUCUGAGAGGUCAACAUGAGCCUUGGAGGUGAGCAGCUGCCUGUAUGUAUGAAUCAUCUGGUCAGCACUGACAUAAUAGAGAUUGUGCUUCUAACAUACUGAUAUAAAACCUCAAGAAAUGAAAAAACUGAUCUCAUAGUGUGGCCCGAUUUGUACAAGUAGAAAAAAAGCUCAUUUUAAAGACCAAUAAAUAACAUUUCGUAAAAAAA